Molecule: messenger RNA, 468 nt
Organism: Oppiella nova
Lineage: Eukaryota; Metazoa; Arthropoda; Arachnida; Sarcoptiformes; Oppiidae
Source: the annotation of a GenBank genome assembly
ACGUGGAGGACGCCGUGCGAAAGGGCGCCAAAGUAUACACCGGUGGACACCAUCUUAAGGGCAACUUCUUUGAGCCGACAAUCGUUACGAAUGUUAACAACGAUAUGCUGUUCAGUCAGGAGGAGACCUUUGGACCGUUAGCUCCGAUCUAUCGGUUCUCCAGUGAGGAGGAGGUGCUGGCGCUGGCAAAUGGGACGCGGGUAGGACUGGCCGCCUAUUUCUACAGCAACGACUUGGCGCAGGUAUGGCGCGUCGCCCGCCAAUUGAAAGUCGGAAUGAUUGGCGUGAAUGAGGGACUCAUAUCGACGUGUGAGGCGCCCUUCGGAGGGGUCAAGGAGUCCGGACUGGGACGGGAGGGCUCGCACUUCGGGGUCGACGAGUUUGUUGACGUGAAAUACAUUUGUUUGGGCGGACUAUGAGUCGCCUCCCAAACCGAUUAUACACUUGUUAUCAAAACUAUAUGUAAUG